This is a messenger RNA of Danio aesculapii, 2304 nucleotides long. RefSeq names its product dual specificity phosphatase 22a (gene dusp22a). Lineage: Eukaryota; Metazoa; Chordata; Actinopteri; Cypriniformes; Danionidae. Gene Ontology annotation, molecular function: protein tyrosine/serine/threonine phosphatase activity. The transcript has 8 exons. The coding region runs from base 1047 to 1793 and encodes 248 amino acids. Gene Ontology annotation, biological process: regulation of cell population proliferation; protein dephosphorylation; positive regulation of JNK cascade. The record is from RefSeq and is a predicted model, not a curated record. Gene Ontology annotation, cellular component: cytosol.
UAAAUUCAAAUGAAUAACUUCAUUUUGUCAAUGGGAUUAGAGUUGAAAGCAUAUACAUUCCUUUAACAUAGACGAAAACAGAAAUGUAUGGAAUUAAAGCAAAUGCUAUGGGAUGAGAAAUAGUCUGAAUUCAGUUUUAGACCUACAGUGGCAGUUUUUUUAACAGUCAUCUACGCUGCAUGUUUUUUUUUAAACGUGAUAUGCAGUUUAUGAAGCUUUAUCCUGAUGAAGAGAGACAUUAUAAACUGCAGUUGAAGAAUUCUGAAACAAAGCCUCGAGUGCCAUCUGAACUUUUCUUGUAAAAUAAGCAUUUUCUCAGCCUGUUUAUAUUCAGGUUUUACAAUUUAAAGGCAAUAAAAAUAACAUUCUUUGCAAUAACUGAAAUUACUGAAUUUACACAGGAGUCUGAGAAUAGUUAUUUUUAGAAGAAAUUACAGCACUUUGGAGGCUCUUGCACGUGUGAAGCUGUUGGCUUCUUGAAAGAAAUCAUACAUAAAAAUACAGUUCUGCAAUUUGCUCAAAAGAUAUCUUGAAGAAUGGUGGUAACUUGAUGGCCCUCGUUGGCUUGGUUUGGAAAAUAAUGUGAAAAUAGUGGUAAAGUUUGGUAAAUGAUGGUAAAUAUUUUCAUUUUUGUGGUGAGUUAUGACAACGGCCUAACUUGUUUUUAAUUCGAGAUUAAACGUGAAGUUGUUUCGCUUGUGCUGUUUGUCAGUGAAUCGAGUUCUGUGUAUGAUGCUUUUGUCAAAAGGACUAAUAUUGUGGUGAGGUUGUGGUCAAAGUUUACUCACAGCGAGUAAACGUUUAUUGUAGUUAAGAAAGGGUUAAAGUCUAUGCUGUGACGUCAAAAAGAUUUAAUGUUUUGAUUUCGCCAGAAUUCCGGAAGCUGUGUCACACCGACUGUUUUCUUCUGUGCGCUUACUGAAUAUAAUUUGGACUUUUAUUACUGAACGUAGUCGUUUUCAGAGACGUAUGUCGUUUGUCAGAUGCAAUGAACAUUCUGAGGUCUGUUUGCAUGUAAUCUUAACAUUCGUUCAUGAUAAAUAACCAUGGGGAACGGAAUGAAUAAGGUCAUUGAUGGUCUCUAUCUAGGAAAUAUAAGAGACUCAGAGAACAGAGACAGUCUGUCCCGCAAUGGCAUCACCCAUAUCCUCUCUGUCUGCAACAAUGCAAAGCCUGUGUUAGAGAAACACUCCACAUGCUUGAUCAGUCUUCAGCUGAGGUGUCUCUGCAGCCUCUACUGCAUCCAGGAGGAACAUUUGAUCAUGUGCUGGAUCAUCAGGCUUAUAACCUCCAGGCAGAAAAAAGAUAUGACCUAUCUGUGCAUUAAUGCAGCUGAUGCCUCCAGUCAAAACUUGUCUCAACACUUCAAAGAAUCCAUACGCUUUAUCCACGAGUGUCGACUUAAUGGAGGGGCAUGUCUAGUUCAUUGUCUUGCUGGAGUGUCUCGAAGUACCACUGUGGUGGUGGCUUACCUCAUGACAGUCACCAGCUAUAGCUGGCAAGAGUGUCUUACUGCGGUGAAGGCUGUGCGCUCUUUUGUGGGCCCAAACUAUGGCUUCCAGCAGCAGCUGCAGGAGUUUCAGAUGAAACAGGUGUCAGAGUAUCAGGCAUGGUUGCGGUCCAGCUAUAGAUCCAGCCCAUUUAAAGACCAGGAACAGGUUGAAGCUUUACUGAGUCUGUUUGCAGAACAGCAGCAACAAGGACAACAAAAUGAUCCGGAGUGGAUGAGCCAGGGCUCUCGCAUCUAUCCUCUGUCCUACAACCAAUACAGUGCCUCGGGCAGCAACAGGUGAUAGCAGUCUUGACCCCGUCUCCGCUGUCCACCUGAUUUAAAUCCUGACUGGACUAUUAGAGCAUGUGUGGCGAUCACACGUGUGCAGAUCAUUUAAAAAAAGAGAUCACAGAACACUUUAGAUUACAGUCAUGCUGAUGUGAGCAUUCUGAAAGCGUUAAUAGUGAAUUCAUUAACCAUCGAUGACUCAAAGAGUAUUGGUUCCUUCAUAAGUUGUUGAAAUCUGAUAGAGUUAGUCGCCAGCAUUGCUGUAUUUUAAAAAAAAACCCAUCCCCCACUGCCCUACCCCCAAAAUGAUAAGGAUGUCUUUAGAUCUUUUAGUUGUUCGACAUUAGAUUGAUAAUUGAUCAGUGAUAAAAUGCACUAAACGCAUCAAUUGCUUUAUGAAAUGCAGUCAUUGGACUGCUGAUGUGUGAUUUUUGCUUUGUAUUCUAUAUACUGUAUAAUGUACUGUUGGUCUCUCUUAGCAUAAAACAUGCCAAUAAUGUAAUAAAACAAAUUUAAAAGCAAUA